AUGGGAUGGAUUAAACCAGACUUUCUUGUAUUUUCUGGAACACUGGUUAAUGAACGUACUAACAAGUGGUUUGUGUUACAACGUCGAAAGGGACAUGGCACAAAAGGUUUUGGAUCUUUUCUUGUAGCAACGCUUGAUUCUGUUUUUGACACAUGUCCGCCGCCUUUUCGGAUUCUUUAUCAAUACGAUGGUCUGCCAGAGCAAGUUUCAAUAGUUAUUAUAGAGGAUGAAAGCUUCAUUAACGAGACGAUAUUGCAUCGGUUUCAUAGGCUGUUUAGCUUACCUCAAGAGGAGAAGCUUGUUAAUUAUUAUACAUGUUGUUAUUGGAACGGUAAAGUUCCUUGUCGUGGACAAGUUUUUCUUUCGGUGAAUUUCCUGUGUUUCUAUUCCUUCAUAAUGGGAAAACAAAUUAAGUUUUCCAUCAAAUGGGCUGAUGUACUCAAGGAUAUGCCGUUAUUAUUUCCUCAAACUCUGACUGUUGUGACACGCAAUCAGACAUACAACUUCUCAAUGUUUAUAAAUUUUGAUGAGACCUACUCUCUGGUCGCUCAACUGGCUAAUAUCGCUAUGACACAAUUAGUUGAAGAGCGGGGAUUUUGCGAAGAUACAGCAUUGAAGAAAAAGAUUGUUGCAGAAAGUGGGAAGAAAAAAACUAGUAAAUCUCGUGCCUGCUUUAUAAAGCGUGAUCUUGAUGCGCGAUACAGAAGUGAAUUAUACAGAUGCAAAUUUUCAUUACCGCACUUGGAAAAAUUAGAUGGUGAUGCACUUUGCCGAUUGUUCACUCCUUAUGAUAAACGAUAUGUUCCUGGUCGCCUGUAUCUCUCACCUCAUUUUGUUUGCUUUGCUUCAAAGGUUGCUCGGUUAGUUAACGUUGUCGUACCAUUGUUAGAUAUAGAUUACGUCGAAAAACACUCCACAACUGGUGAACCUGGUGUUCAGGCUGGAAUAUUUUUGUGUUUGAAAGAUAAGGUUACGUUUUAUUAUCAUUUUUAUCUGAUUAUGACUUGUGUCAAAAUAUUACUAAUUAUUAUUUGUUUACUUUUAGACUCUAAAUGGAGAUUAUUAUUUGAUGAAUACGGUUACGGCAUAUCUAUGUACCGGACGGUUGAUCUUCAUAGACUGCUUUUGGAAGGUAUUCCGCUGAAACAUCGGAGCAAUAUGUGGAUGAUCUGUUCCGGUGCUGAGGCGGAAAUGGCACUUAAUCCGGGAUAUUAUUCCCAAAUACUGAAAACAAAUAGUGGCAGUUCGAUUACAGCGUUGGAGGAAAUUGAAAGAGAUCUUCAUCGCUCACUUCCGGAGCAUCCGGCAUUCCAGCAGAGAGUCGGUAUUGAUGCGCUACGGCGAAUUCUAACUGCGUAUGCGUUUAGAAAUCCAAACAUAGGAUACUGUCAGGCAAUGAAUAUUGUUGGAAGCGUUCUACUCUUGUUUAAUAGCGAAGAAAAAGCAUUUUGGCUGCUUGUUGCGAUUUGUGAACGUUUGCUUCCUGACUACUACAAUACAAAAGUUGUCGGUGCUUUAGUGGACCAAGUUGAGCGAGCUCUGCCAGAAGUCCACUCAAAAUUGAAAAGGUUGGGAAUUGAUGAUAUGGUUGCACUUUCUUGGUUCCUAACUGUGUUUUUAAAUGCUGUUAAAUUCGAGGCGGCUAUCAGGAUUAUGGACUUGUUUUUCUGGGAUGGUUCAAAAUUGUUGUUUCAAGUGGCGUUGCAAAUUCUAAAAGAGAAUAAAGAAAAGAUCUUGGAUGCAGGUGACGAUGGAGAGGCGUUGGUUGUUUUAACCGAGUACACAAAUCGGCUUACAGAUGUUGAGCAAAAUUUCGAGAAGGAUGAGGUGUUUCUCUUUUCUUCUCACUUUUCAGAUUUGAAUAGGAUCUCAGUGUAUGUUGGUCAUCUGAUAGCAAACUCCUACGAGAAUUUUGGACACUUUUUUGACAAUGAACUGAUUGAAAGGUUACGGUUGAAGCACCGGUUGAAGGUAGUUCAGAGUUUAGAAGACAAUCAGAUGAAAAGUGUUAUAAGAAGUGUGGGAAGUGCCUGUAGACUGGAUGCUUCAGAAUUGGAAGCCCUUUAUAAUUUGAUUAAGGAAGAACAUUUGGUGUGGAGAAACCGCUACCCCUAUUCUUAUCCGAGAGGAGCAGCAGCUUUACCGGAGCGUUGCUCCCUUGAUCCGUGCAAUCACUCGCAGUAUAAGAUAGAUUUCGAGCUUUUUUCACACUUUUUUCCGAAGCUUCUUCCUUGGAACACAAACAGACUUUUCGUCGUCAGAGUUUUUAGGAUGUUGGACACAAACGAUUGUGGUCUGCUUACUUUUCGAGAUGUUGCUUGCUUCUAUGGAUCAAUUUUAAAAGGGGAUCCAAGCGAGAAAUUAGCUGUUUUUUACAGAUGUCAUAUCCCACCUGCUUUUGAUACUUCGGAUCUUGAUAGCGAGUUAAUGGAAAGGAAAGGAUUGGAUGAGAACGGUGAUAUAUUGCGGUGUUACACAUGUUGGAGACCGAUUGCAAACUGCUCGUUUCAUGGGUUAAUUUUAGAGUAUACUGAAUUGGGAACUGAAGCUUCUGAAGAGCUUACCGCAUACCAUGCAUCGAAAAUACUGGAUCCUCUGGUGCACUUGAACAGUCCGGAUAGUUCCUUGCAGGUGCAGUUCAUACAGUUAUGGAAAACCUUCUAUGAAAUGCUCAGUUCCUCCUCAAGCGAGGAGGGUUGCUUCCACUCACUUGCAGUUGUCGGUUUGUUUGAACUUAUUUAUUGUUUUUGUGAGGGUGGAGAAUGGAAGCUGACAUGUGAACAGAUUGUAGCGUCAGUGUUGACGGAACCGUCGCUUGUUGAAUUCUUCGAGAAAAGGUAUUGUUUGAACGAAAAUAGCAAUUUGAAUUUGAUUUACUUAGUAUUUGAGGCUUUAAACAGAAGUAAUGGUGGCAAAAUAAUUACACAUGCCUCCCAUAUAAGGAUGUCGUUAAGUCGCACUUCGUGUUUAUCAACGGAUGAAACUAAAUUUAAGAAAAUGGCUUUAGGUUUUCAAAAGAUUUAG
Molecule: messenger RNA, 3024 nt
Organism: Enterobius vermicularis (human pinworm)
Lineage: Eukaryota; Metazoa; Nematoda; Chromadorea; Rhabditida; Oxyuridae
Source: the annotation of a GenBank genome assembly